Messenger RNA from Schistosoma bovis, 1530 nucleotides. NCBI's taxonomy places the organism in Eukaryota, Metazoa, Platyhelminthes, Trematoda, Strigeidida, Schistosomatidae. The record is from the annotation of a GenBank genome assembly.
AUGAGCGUAUGUUUGAGUAUAUCGCCCAACCCAUUCAUCAUCAUCAUCAUCAUCAUCAUCAUCAUCAUCAUCAUCAUCAUCAUCAUCAUCAUCAUCAUCAUCAUCAUCAUCAUCAUCAUCAUCAUCAUCAUCAUCAUCAUCAUCAUCAUCAUCAUCAUCAUCAUCAUCAUCAUCAUCAUCAUCAUCACAUCAUCAUCAUCAUCAUCAUCAUCAUCAUCAUCAUCAUCAUCAUCAUCAUCAUCAUCAUCAUCAUCAUCAUCAUCAUCAUCAUCAUCAUCAUCAUCAUCAUCAUCAUCAUCAUCAUCAUCAUCAUCAUCAUCAUCAUCAUCAUCAUCAUCAUCAUCAUCAUCAUCAUCAUCAUCAUCAUCAUCAUCAUCAUCAUCAUCAUCAUCAUCAUCAUCAUCAUCAUCAUCAUCAUCAUCAUCAUCAUCAUCAUCAUCAUCAUCAUCAUCAUCAUCAUCAUCAUCAUCAUCAUCAUCAUCAUCAUCAUCAUCAUCAUCAUCAUCAUCAUCAUCAUCAUCAUCAUCAUCAUCAUCAUCAUCAUCAUCAUCAUCAUCAUCAUCAUCAUCAUCAUCAUCAUCAUCAUCAUCAUCAUCAUCAUCAUCAUCAUCAUCAUCAUCAUAUCAUCAUCAUCAUCAUCAUCAUCAUCAUCAUCAUCAUCAUCAUCAUCAUCAUCAUCAUCAUCAUCAUCAUCAUCAUCAUCAUCAUCAUCAUCAUCAUCAUCAUCAUCAUCAUCAUCAUCAUCAUCAUCAUCAUCAUCAUCAUCAUCAUCAUCAUCAUCAUCAUCAUCAUCAUCAUCAUCAUCAUCAUCAUCAUCAUCAUCAUCAUCAUCAUCAUCAUCAUCAUCAUCAUCAUCAUCAUCAUCAUCAUCAUCAUCAUCAUCAUCAUCAUCAUCAUCAUCAUCAUCAUCAUCAUCAUCAUCAUCAUCAUCAUCAUCAUCAUCAUCAUCAUCAUCAUCAUCAUCAUCAUCAUCAUCAUCAUCAUCAUCAUCAUCAUCAUCAUCAUCAUCAUCAUCAUCAUCAUCAUCAUCAUCAUCAUCAUCAUCAUCAUCAUCAUCAUCAUCAUCAUCAUCAUCAUCAUCAUCAUCAUCAUCAUCAUCAUCAUCAUCAUCAUCAUCAUCAUCAUCAUCAUCAUCAUCAUCAUCAUCAUCAUCAUCAUCAUCAUCAUCAUCAUCAUCAUCAUCAUCAUCAUCAUCAUCAUCAUCAUCAUCAUCAUCAUCAUCAUCAUCAUCAUCAUCAUCAUCAUCAUCAUCAUCAUCAUCAUCAUCAUCAUCAUCAUCAUCAUCAUCAUCAUCAUCAUCAUCAUCAUCAUCAUCAUCAUCAUCAUCAUCAUCAUCAUCAUCAUCAUCAUCAUCAUCAUCAUCAUCAUCAUCAUCAUCAUCAUCAUCAUCAUCAUCAUCAUCAUCAUCAUCAUCAUCAUCAUCAUCAUCAUCAUCAUCAUCAUCAUCAUCAUCAUCAUCAUCAUCAGUUGUCAGCAGUUUACUUUCGCUUAGCCACAGAGAGUGGAUCACUCUUUGUCAAUUGGAACUAA